AUGCUGAAGGUGGCCAUGCUCGCGUCCAGCCUGCGGCUUCCCUGCCCACUGAGCAUCCUUGCCUGCCUGUGUGAUGCCCAGAGAGAGCUCUAUUGGGUUUCUCUGAGAAGACAGAAGUUUCCAGCCCAAGGAAGCAUUGAGAUCCACGAUGACAGCGAGGAAGGCUGCUCACAGCGCUCCUGCAAGACGCAUGUCCUCCUGCUGGUGCUGCACGGGGGGAGCAUCCUGGACACAGGCUCGGGUGACCCAUCCUGCAAGGCAGCUGACAUCCACACCUUCAGCUCUGUGCUGGAGAAGGUCACGCGUGCUCAUUUCCCUGCUGCCCUAGGCCACAUUCUCAUCAAGUUCGUCCCCUGUCCUGCCAUCUGCUCAGAGGCAUUCUCCCUUGUCUCGAACCUGAACCCCUACAGCCAUGAUGAGGGCUGCCUCAGCACCAGCCAGGACCACAUCCCCCUGGCUGCUCUGCCCCUGCUGGCCAUCUCCUCCCCGCAGUACCAGGAUGCCGUUGCCACUGUCAUCGAGCGAACCAACCAGGUUUACAGCGAGUUCCUCAAGUCCUCUGAUGGGAUCGGCUUCAGUGGGCAGGUGUGUCUCAUCGGGGACUGUGUGGGUGGCCUCUUGGCCUUUGAUGCCAUCUGCUACAGUGCGGGACCUUCAGGGGACAGCCCUGGCAGUAGCAGCCGGAAGGGAAGCAUCAGCAGCACCCAGGAUACCCCAGUUGUGGUGGAGGAAGAUUGCAGCCUGGCCGGCAGCAAGCGGCUGAGCAAAAGCAACAUUGAUGUCUCCAGUGGGGUGGAGGAGGAGGCGCCCAAGAGGCCGGUGCCACGGAAACAGAGUGACUCCUCCACCUAUGACUGCGAGGCCAUCGCACACCAUGCCUUCCUCUCCAGCAUCCACUCCAGCGUGCUGAAGGAUGAGGCAGAGCAACCAGUGGCCGGGGCACCCCAGCUCCCUGAGGUCAGCUUGGGUCGCUUUGACUUUGAUGUGUCUGACUUCUUCCUCUUUGGCUCACCCCUGGGCCUGGUCCUGGCCAUGCGGAGGACGGUGCUGCCUGGGUUAGAUGGUUUGCAGGUACGUCCUGCCUGCAGCCAGGUCUACAGCUUCUUCCACUGCGCAGACCCUUCUGCCUCAAGGCUUGAGCCGCUGCUGGAGCCCAAGUUCCACCUGGUGCCUCCUGUCAGCGUGCCCCGCUACCAGAGAUUCCCACUGGGUGAUGGACAGUCCCUCCUCCUCGCUGACGCCUUGCACGCCCACAGUCCCCUGUUCCUGGAGGGCAGCUCCCGGGGCAGCCCCCCGCUUCUGGACACCCCCACCUCACCCCUGAGGUUCCAGCGCCCAGGACGGAGGCUGAGUGAGGGCAGCUCCCACAGUGACAGCUCAGAAUCUUCUGACAGCCUGGCACCCCUGGAUGCCUCCUACAUCACAGCCAAGUGGUGGGGCAUGAAGCGGAUCGACUACGCCCUGUAUUGCCCCGAUGUCCUCACCGCCUUCCCCACUGUGGCCCUGCCCCACCUCUUCCAUGCCAGCUACUGGGAGUCCACUGACGUGGUUGCUUUCAUCCUGAGACAGGUGAUGCGGUAUGAGAGCGUGAGCAUCAAGGAGAGUGCUGGCUUGGACCCUGCUGCCCUGAGCCCCGCUUACCCCCGGGAAAAGUGGCUUCGCAAGAGGACCCAGGUGAAGCUGCGGAAUGUCACUGCUAAUCACCGGGCCAAUGAUGUGAUUGCUGCCGAAGAUGGCCCCCAGGUCCUGGUGGGGCGGUUUAUGUAUGGGCCUCUUGACAUGGUGGCUCUGACUGGAGAGAAGGUGGACAUCCUGGUGAUGGCAGAGCCGUCCUCGGGCCGCUGGGUUCACCUGGACACAGAGAUUACCAAUAAUAGUGGCCGUGUCACAUACAAUGUACCCCGGCCCCGGCGUUUGGGUGUUGGUGUCUAUCCUGUGAAGAUGGUUGUCAGGGGCGACCAGAGCUGUGCGAUGAGUUACCUCACGGUGCUGCCUCGGGGCAUGGAGUGUGUUGUGUUCAGCAUUGACGGGUCCUUCGCAGCCAGCGUGUCUAUCAUGGGAAGCGACCCCAAGGUCCGGCCAGGCGCAGUGGAUGUUGUCCGGCACUGGCAGGACCUGGGCUACAUGAUCCUUUACAUCACGGGGAGGCCGGACAUGCAGAAGCAGCGGGUGGUGUCGUGGCUGUCCCAGCACAACUUCCCACAGGGCAUGAUCUUCUUCUCGGACGGGCUGGUACACGACCCGCUGCGGCAGAAGGCCAUCUUCCUCCGUAACCUCAUGCAGGAGUGCUUCAUUAAAAUCAGUGCUGCCUAUGGCUCCACGAAGGACGUCUCUGUCUACAGUGUUCUGGGACUGCCAGCCUCCCAGAUCUUCAUUGUGGGCCGGCCCACCAAGAAGUACCAAACCCAGUGCCAGUUCCUGAAUGAAGGCUACGCCGCACACCUGGCGGCGCUGGAGGCCAGCCACCGCUCGCGCCCCAAGAAGAACAACUCGCGCAUGAUCCUGCGCAAGGGCAGCUUCGGGCUGCACGCCCAGCCGGAGUUCCUGCGCAAGCGCAACCACCUGCGCAGGACCAUGUCGGUGCAGCAGCCCGACCCGCCCGCCGCCAACCCCAAACCCGAGCGCGCGCAGAGCCAGCCCGAAUCUGACAAGGACCACGAGCGGCCGCUGCCCGCUCUCAGCUGGGCUCGUGGGCCUCCCAAGUUCGAAUCGGUGCCCUGA
This is a messenger RNA of Castor canadensis (American beaver), 2721 nucleotides long. Lineage: Eukaryota; Metazoa; Chordata; Mammalia; Rodentia; Castoridae. The record is from RefSeq and is a predicted model, not a curated record.